Pseudovirgaria hyperparasitica is the source of this 1216-nucleotide messenger RNA. RefSeq lists its product as uncharacterized. The coding region runs from base 375 to 1064 and encodes 229 amino acids. Lineage: Eukaryota; Fungi; Ascomycota; Dothideomycetes; Acrospermales; Acrospermaceae. The transcript is spliced from 2 exons. The record is from RefSeq and is a predicted model, not a curated record.
AAACCGACUCUGGAACUCAGAGCUACAGUCUGUCUGGAGGGUAAGAAGAAAGGACCUGUCGUUCACGGUGGUGUCCAACCAGCAUCGGCUAAACAUUGUUAGUAUGACAAUGUCUUCACAAUGCUUUACAUGUAUAGUCUUGACGACGAUACGUAACGCGCUGUUCAGUGGGUCGAGUGUGGUGGGUUGCUAUCACAGAAUAUCAACAAAUCCUUGAAACUCAAUUGUUCAUGACUUCAUAAUUCUGCCAGCGCCGCACUUCUCUGUCACUUCUUUCGAACGUUUCAAUUUGUCUAUUACAUUUUCACACAUAUCGAAAACUUCUCUCCGUUUCUCUGUCUACAUUGUCACAACCAAGCCUAUAUCUACAAAACAUGAUCUUCGGCCAAGGCCACUUUACCGUGCCCACCAUAAUCAACGGCAUCACUCUCCUAUUCAACAUUCUCUUCUUCGGCUACGUUUUACUCAGGUGGAUUUCCCCCCGAAAAAUACACCACAAGAACUACGACGCCACAAUUCUUGCAGCACGACAGCGAGAGCAACACGCAGCACUACCUACCACGACAGCAUUUAGACACGUCGAGAAUCCGCUCCCUACAAGAAAUGCAGCCGCGUUCGAGCACACCUCAACACAUAAUCCCCGCGGCAGCACCACAAUAUACCCGACUCACGCGACACCACCGCAAUACAUCGAUAUUUACGGCAGCAACCAGCUAUCAGACUUGCCUCGCGCCGCCAAUUCGAAACGCGGGAAAGACCGCGCCGCUGAGAUCUUGCAGACGGAGAAUCCGUACGCGCACGUGCCACAGGCGUCGUCUUCACAGAUCCACGAGGACUCGUGGCUCCCAAAUUACUAUCCGCAGAUGACACCAAAGCCAGCGGUGGCCGAGAAGCCGUUUGACGAGUGGUAUGGCGUGGAAGGGAUGGAAGACUCUGGACUGGUGGCGCUGCGGAGCGAAGGGCCGGUUGUGGAAAAUGGGAGGCUUCCGAAGAGAUCGCAGGAGACGACACGGAGGUUGUUGCCUACGAUAGAGGAGAGGUCGUCUUUUUACGGGGAAUCAUAGUCAUAGAUACAAAGUGUACUAUACGUCCGGUGCGGCAUUGUUUAAUACCUAAAUCUGAUACUCCCAUGCGCAAGUCCUUUGUCAUAUCUCCACCAUAAAUCAAUGUUUAGACGAAGAAUCAAACGCGCGCGGCAUGGAGACAAAGCAGGCGU